AUGAAUCGACCGGCUCUUUGCUCCGUGCUGGAGCGGGUGCCACGGAGAAUUCUGCCGAGCAGUGCAAUUGCUCUUCGCAGUGCAGCGGCAGCAGUUUUUUUCUCGACGACGCCAUCGCAGCGGAAGCUCAAGCAGGUGCCGGCACGACGGGAUCGGGUGGCCGCGGCCGCGUCAGAGGUCGGAGCACUGGGUGCAGCUGGAGCAUUCGGUCGGGGUGAUGGAGACAAGGCGGCAGCAGCAGUGCCGGUAGCCGAUGCGCGGUCGCUCGGGGCGCCACGGCCAGCGAUGGCGGCAGGUGGCAGCAGCAGCGGCAAUCUGACAUCGUCCAAUGCGAUCACGGCAUCGAGCACGAUAUCGGCGAGCAAAGUGAUCAACAUGCGAAGUCUUCCACGGCGGCCAUCGAACGGUGGCGGCGGCGGCAGCAGUUUCCCGGGGCCGACGGGAGUGUGGAGCGGGUUUUCGGGCAACGCACGAACGGGACGAUUUGCGGGCAGUCGAAUGGGUGGCAUUGGAGGCGGGGCUGGAGCAGGUGGAGGAAGAAACGGCGGACGGGCCAGCGGACGAGCAGGCGGAGCAGGCGGUGGACGGAAGCGGCGGCCGAUGAAGAGACGCGGCAAGGGCGGCGAGGACGAGGAGGGUGGCGGCAAGCGAGGCCAGCAGCAGGAGCCGAAUGCGUUAACGGUGCAGGAACAGACCUGGCUGGAGGAGCGCGAGGUGGGCACGGCGACGACGUACCGACCAUCGCUGACGCGCGAGAGCCUCGAGGGCUACGGGCCAGCCGUGGCUUCGUCGACGUCGGCGGCGGCCAACACGGGCGCAGUGCUGCGGGCGAUGCGCGUGCUGGGUGGCGGCAUGCCGUUCUGUGCGGAGCUGCCGAAUCCGACGGCGGCCUACGACCGGCUGAUGAGCGGGCAGCCGGUAUUCUUUGACAGCGUGGCCGAGCGGACGGCGGCCGAGGAGGCGCUGCUGUCGAAGCGGCUGGUGAAGCAGCUCAGCAAGAACGGACAGGAUGGCAAGGACGGCAAGGCGCUGCGUGCCAUUGCUCCUGUGCGCGUGGCCACCAAGACGGCUAUCCUCGACACGACAGUGCGCGGGCUAUACGCCAAUGGCGACAGCCAGACGGCAACGGGCGGCGGCGCCGUGUUUGAGGCGCUGCGGCGGUACCGCAGCAAGGACGCAACCUGGUCAGCGGCAGCCGGACGCGCGGUCGAGAACAAGGUACGGUCUCUGCUGCCGGCGAUGGCGGGCAGCAAGGGCGGACAGGCGGCGAGGCAGUAG
This is a messenger RNA of Grosmannia clavigera kw1407, 1278 nucleotides long. RefSeq lists its product as uncharacterized. The record is from RefSeq and is a predicted model, not a curated record. Lineage: Eukaryota; Fungi; Ascomycota; Sordariomycetes; Ophiostomatales; Ophiostomataceae. Bases 1 to 1278 code for a protein of 425 amino acids. The transcript has a single exon.